Molecule: messenger RNA, 1443 nt
Organism: Triticum aestivum (bread wheat)
Lineage: Eukaryota; Viridiplantae; Streptophyta; Magnoliopsida; Poales; Poaceae
Product: transcription factor BHLH3
Exons: 2
Coding region: 211-849 (212 amino acids)
Biological process (GO): regulation of DNA-templated transcription
Cellular component (GO): nucleus
Molecular function (GO): protein dimerization activity; DNA-binding transcription factor activity; sequence-specific DNA binding
Source: RefSeq, a predicted model, not a curated record
UGCCACUGGACCCUGGCUGCAAGUUGGCCGUGUCGUGUGGUGUGGACAUGUGGCAGUGCUACUGCUACUGCUAGCUACUGGCCGCGUUGCUUGCUGGGAGUGGGAGUAUAAGCGUGAGGAGUUUGCUCAAGCUAGCUGGGAGAGAAAUUAAGGGAAGCAAGCAUACUCUAGCAAGAGCUGGUGCCUACUAGCUAGUAGAACUUGGGCGUCAUGGAUCAGCUUGACGAGCAGUCCUUCCUCGACGAGCUUAUGUCGCUGCGCCGGGAGGAGGCGCCGGUGCCGGCUCCGGCUCCGUGGCAGGCGUACCCGGCCAGCGGCAUGAUGACGACGACCGACCUCCUAUUCUACGGCGGCGAGGGCGCCGCCGAGGCGAGCAGCGGCAUGGACUUGGCCGGGCCCUUUCAGCAGCCCAUGGCGCCACCGCCGGCCGCGCCACCGCACCGGCCGCAUGAGGAGUUCAACUUCGACUGCCUCAGCGAAGUGUGCAACCCCUACAGGAGCUGCACCGGCGGCGGCGUCCCAGGGCCUGGCGUCGUCCACGCGGCCGGCCAGGCGUAUGCCCUCCACGACGCCAUGGCGGAGGAUCACCCAAGCUGCGGCAACCUGCAUCGCGGUGGUGGGUCGUCGUCGUCCCCGGUGCCGUUCGUGUUCGGAGAAGGAGGCGCCGGGGAGACCUCGGAGGAGAUGACCAGGGGCGUCUUCUCCGGCGGCAACCCUAGAAGCAAGCUCAACCGCGGCACUACGUCCAAGAACCUCAUGGCGGAAAGGCGGCGCCGGAAGCGUCUCAACGACCGCCUCUCCAUGCUCCGCUCCAUCGUGCCCAAGAUCAGCAAGUCUGCAGAUGGAUAGGACCUCGAUCCUUGAGGACACCUUAGACUACGUGAAUGAACUAACCGAGCGGAUCAAAACCCUCGAGGAGGAGAUCGGCGCCACGCCGGAGGAGCUGAACCUGCUGAACACCACGAAGAAUUUCUCCAGCGGUAGCAGCGAGGAGAUGCCGAUGAGGAAUUCCACAAAGGUACACACUUUGCUCAGGCAGCCAGACAUCAAAUCAUCUAGUUCGCGACGAUUGUUCCCUAAUUUUAGAGUUCUCCUAAUUAAUUGAGGUGUUCAAUUAAAAUUUGGUUUAUGAUUUUGACCGGAUCAACAAUUUUCCAAGGAGUCCUAUCAUUAAAUUGAAGACUUAUAUUUCAGAUUUGAUUCAUGAUUUUGAGUGGGUCAAUGACCUUUUAAAUUAAUUGGCACCAACCAGCUUGUAAAACACAUCCCAUGCACCCUUUCACUACUACUCUCUCUGUCCCAUAAUAUAAGAGUGUCAAAAAACGUCUUACAUUAUGAGACGGAGGGAGUAAAAAAGAAGCACCAACACAUUCAAUGUGACACCAAUAUUACAUGCGGCCACCAAUGAAAUAAAUUUCAUCAUGUAAGUAUGAGUUAAUUAGC